Molecule: messenger RNA, 363 nt
Organism: Darwinula stevensoni
Lineage: Eukaryota; Metazoa; Arthropoda; Ostracoda; Podocopida; Darwinulidae
Source: the annotation of a GenBank genome assembly
AUGAAGGGCGACGCGAUCGUAGGCCUCCAUCGGCACCUCGGCGCAACUUUUAAAGGGCCGCGCGACGCCGCCAGGCCUCAGUCCGAGAUGGAGCGGCGGAGCGAGCGCGUGAAUCUCGCUUUGGCCAAGGACAAGUUGUAUCCCGGCAUCGGCUUCUUUGCGGUCGGCUACGGAGCCAAUAACGACCCCGUCCGAGGUUAUGUGGCCAGCUUCAUCAUUGGCGUCGCUUGCAUACUCAUAGCAAACUUGAAUGCGGUUGCGACACUGGUGGUGAACUUCUUCCUGGCUGCUUAUGCACUCAUCAAUUUCUCCGUCUUCCAUGCCACCAUAACCAAAGCCCCAGGCUGGAGGCCGUCCUUCAAG